Molecule: messenger RNA, 1653 nt
Organism: Lodderomyces theae
Lineage: Eukaryota; Fungi; Ascomycota; Pichiomycetes; Serinales; Debaryomycetaceae
Gene: ALD6
Product: Ald6p
Exons: 1
Coding region: 1-1653 (550 amino acids)
Biological process (GO): thymine catabolic process; L-valine catabolic process
Cellular component (GO): mitochondrion
Molecular function (GO): malonate-semialdehyde dehydrogenase (acetylating, [NAD(P)+]) activity; methylmalonate-semialdehyde dehydrogenase (acylating, NAD+) activity
Source: RefSeq, a predicted model, not a curated record
AUGUUGUCUAGAGUUUUGAGAACCAAGGGUUCACUCCAAGUGGCCAAACAAUCAUUAGCCUUGCAAGCCAUCAGAUCAAAAUCCGUCAUUUCAUUAUCUUCAACCCUCACCUCAUACCCAAAAGACCACACUGAGAGUGGUGCUGAACCAUACUUGACCCCAAGUUUCCUCAAUAAUGAGUUUAUCAAGUCUGAGUCGACUGAAUGGUUUGAUAUUCAUGAUCCCGCCACCAACAAUGUUGUUUCCAAAGUGCCACAAUCUACUGAAAGCGAGUUGGAUGAGGCUAUUGCAAGUGCCCACAAGGCUUUCCCUGGUUGGAGAGACACCAGCAUCAUCAAGAGACAAGGUAUUGCUUUUAAAUUUGCUGCUUUGUUGAGAGAAAACAUGGACCGUUUGGCUAGUAUGAUUGUUUUGGAACAAGGUAAGACUUUUGCUGAUGCGCAAGGUGAUGUUCUUAGAGGAUUGCAAGUUGCCGAACAGGCUUGUAACAUCACCAAUGACUUGAAAGGAGAAACUUUGGAAGUUAGUACUGAUAUGGAGACCAAGAUGAUUAGAGAACCAUUGGGUGUUAUUGGUUCCAUUUGUCCUUUCAACUUCCCAGCUAUGGUUCCAUUGUGGUCAUUGCCUUUAGUGUUGGUCACUGGUAACACUGCUGUUAUCAAGCCAUCGGAAAGAGUUCCAGGUGCUGCUAUGAUCAUUUGUGAAUUGGCUGCUGAAGCUGGUGUUCCUCCAGGUGUCAUCAAUAUUGUCCAUGGUAAACACGCCACCGUUAACAAAUUGAUUGAGGAUCCAAGAAUUAAAGCAUUGACAUUUGUUGGUGGUGACAAGGCUGGUAAAUACAUUUACGAAAAGGGUUCUGCUUUGGGUAAGAGAGUCCAAGCUAACUUGGGUGCCAAGAACCACUUGGUUGUUUUGCCAGAUGCUCCAAAGCAACAAUUUAUCAAUGCAUUGAAUGGUGCCGCUUUUGGUGCUGCUGGUCAAAGAUGUAUGGCCAUUAGUGUUUUGGUUACAGUUGGUAAAACCAAGGAAUGGAUCCAGGACAUUGUUAAGGACGCUAGCAAGUUGGUUACUGGAUCUGGUUUUGACAAGUCAUCCGACUUGGGUCCAUUGGUUAACCCAGAAUCUUUGAAGAGAGCAGAAGAGAUUAUUGAAGAAUCAGUUGCCAGUGGUGCCAAAUUGGAAUUGGAUGGUAGAGGAUACAAACCAAAGGACGCCAAAUUUGCCAACGGUAACUUUUUGGCUCCAACGAUUUUGACCAAUGUCAAGCCAGGUAUCAGGGCUUAUGAUGAGGAGAUUUUUGCCCCAGUCCUUUCAAUUGUUAAUGUUGAUACUAUCGACGAAGCUAUUGAAUUGAUUAACGCAAACAAGUACGGAAACGGUGUUUCCAUUUUCACUUCAAACGGAGGAUCCGCACAAUAUUUCACAAAGAGAAUUGACGUUGGACAAGUUGGUGUCAAUAUUCCAAUCCCAGUUCCAUUGCCAAUGUUUUCAUUUACUGGAUCCAGAGGAUCAUUCUUGGGUGACUUGAACUUUUACGGAAAGGCUGGUAUCACUUUCUUGACUAAACCAAAGACUAUUACUGCUGCUUGGAAGGUGAAUACUAUUGACGAAGAAAUUUUGAAACCAUCUACUUCCAUGCCAAUUCAACAAUAA